Molecule: messenger RNA, 2094 nt
Organism: Podarcis muralis (Common wall lizard)
Lineage: Eukaryota; Metazoa; Chordata; Lepidosauria; Squamata; Lacertidae
Product: alpha-fetoprotein-like
Biological process (GO): transport
Cellular component (GO): cytoplasm; blood microparticle
Molecular function (GO): small molecule binding
Source: RefSeq, a predicted model, not a curated record
CUGCCCCUUUGCUCUUUCUACCUUUCACAUCAUCAAAGCCCCUAAACAAUUUGGAACCAUGAAGUGGGUAACAUUCAUUUCUUUUCUUUUCUUGGCAAGCUUGGCCGCGUCAAAACAUCUACCCAGAAGGUACCGGCAUGCAGGACAUCAGGACACCAUAGCACAAGCUACCGAAGUGACGCCUGAUGAGUUUCGAGGGAUUGCCCUAGUCAUAUCCUCUCAAGCCCUGCAACAAGCGACAUAUGAAGAGGUGUCAAAAGUAAAGAAUGAUAUUGUAGAACUUCAGAAGAAAUGUGCUGCUGAUGAAAAAUCAGAUCCAGAAUGUACAAAGCCUUUGGGUACCGUUUUUCUGGAUGAAUUUUGUCACGAGCAAGAAAUUAUUGCGAAAUAUGGAUUUGCUGACUGUUGUGCUAAAGUUGACCCAGAAAGAAAAGACUGUAUUCUGGCCCAUAAAAAUGGAACUCCAGGAUUCAUUCCUCCCUUUCAAAAACCAUCUGCAGAGGAGGGCUGCAAAGCUUUUGAAGCAGACCCAGAUCAAACCAUGGGAAGGUAUGUCUAUGAAAUUGCCAGAAGAUACCCUUUUUCAAAGACCUCCAGCAUCUUUGCAGGAGCUAGAAAAUAUAAGGAGGUACUGACAACUUGCUGCAAGGAAGCUGACAAAGAUGCCUGCUUUACAGAAAAGGCAACAGAAGUCUCAAAGUAUUUGAGAAAAGAGUUUGCUCGACAAAAGCAGAUAUGCUCUGUCCACAGGAAGCUUGGAGAACUGCCCCUGCGGGCUCUAAAAGUUGCUCAGCUCAGUCAAAAGUUUCCAAAGGCAGAUUUCCCUACAGUUCUCAAGCUUUCUGCGGAUAUUGUACAUGCCUACACAGAAUGCUGCAAGGGCGAUACUCUGGAGUGCUUGCUUGAUAGGGCUGACGUGUCAAAGUACAUCUGUUCACAUCAAGCCACUCUAUCUUCUAAAGUGCACGACUGCUGUGAAAAGAGCCUGCUGGAACAAGGAGAUUGCAUAGCCCAUUCGGAAAAUGAUGACAAGCCUGCAGAUCUGUCUCCCACUGUCAGAGAAUUCAUUGAUAACAAAGAAGUGUGCCAACAUUAUGCUGACAACAAGUCUCUUCAUCAGGCAAAGUUUGUGCAUGAAUAUGGAAGGAGACACCCUGAGUUAUCCCCAGAGUUGCUUGUGAGACUUGGCAAAGGCUAUGGUGAUUUGUUGGAGAAGUGCUGCCCUCUUGAGAAUGUUGUGGAGUGCCUUGGCCAUGGGGAAGCAGAGCUCAAAAAACACAUUUCUGACACCCUAGAAGUGAUGAAGAAAAACUGUGAACUGCAUGCGACAGCAGGAGACUACCUCUUCCAAAAUGAGUUGCUUGUCCACUACACCAAGAAAGCACCCCAGCUGACUUUUGACCAACUGUACGAAUACACCAAGGGACUCACAAAAGCUGCUGCCAAAUGCUGCCACGAAGAUGAAGCCCACAAGCUACCAUGUGCUGAGAAAUAUGUCUCCUUUGUGCUUGGAGAGAUAUGUCGGGAGCAUGAAAUGCAUCACAUCAACAAACAAGUGUGCAAAUGCUGUGGUGACUCCUUAACUUUCCGUCGGGAAUGUUUCAGUGGUUUAGGACCGGAUCCAGAAUAUCAGCCUACACCAUUUGCUCCCGACCUGUUCACCUUCCAUCCAGAUUUAUGCACAGCUGAUCCAGAAGUUCUGAAGCGCAAGAAGCAAAAGCAGCUUGUCGACUUGAUAAAGCACAAGCCCACAAUCACUGAUGAGCAACUAGCGGGCGUGGUUGUAGAUUUCCAAGGCAUGAAUACACAGUGCUGCGAAGAUGCUGACUCUAAGACAUGUUUUGAAAGAGAGGGUCCCAAACUGAUUGAAAGGACCCGAACUGCUUUUGGAGAAAGCUAAACAUCUCAGCUCAGCAAUGGAAGAAUCCUGGAGAUAAAGUCCAAAUAUGCUCAAGCGCCCUCGAAUGCUUGCUUCCUUGUUAAAUGUCACCCUUCUAAUUCAAAGGAAAUGAUGAUGUGAUUCUUCCAUAAUCUUCAUCUCUCAUGACAGUCGUACUGUCGAGAAUGAAUAAAGUCUUUAAACAAAUAAACAUC